UCCAAGCCUGAGAAUCCAGCUUCAAAAACUCACCGCACACACAACACACAUCUGGUGGUCGCAACUCUCUCUCUCUCUCUCACUCUCUCUCUCUCUCUCUCUCGCCCUCCCUCCAUCCCUGCAGACUCCCUCUCGCAUCCUUCUGUCUUCCGCUCACAAGUCAGAGAGUGUUUGGAAGUGCGCGCUGACUGUCUGGCUCAGUGCGCGCCACGCCGGCUUCCUCAAAGUGGUUUGUGCGUGCGCUGCCACCGACCGAGCGCAGCCGGGAGCUCCGUCCAAGUGUAUGAGGGUCUCUGCCUGGCGCGCCCGCCGCUCCAGCCAUCGCGCCCAUCCUCAGGAUCUGCGGGUCCUUUUCCUCGGCGACAGGCUCCCCACACCAAGCGGUCACCAUUUCCGCCCCCGGGAGAUCCACGCUGGCCGCUCAGCCCCUUCCCCGACUCAGCAUCGGGAGGAAGACCCUGGUGGCGGCCGCCGUGGGGGUUAUGCUGGUCCUGGUCCUGGUGGUACUCAUCCCCGUGCUCGUCAGCUCCGUGGGGACGGACCCCAGCCACUAUGAGAUGCUGGGCACCUGUCGGAUGGUGUGCGACCCCUUCCUGAACAAGGGAACCCCGAGCAGCAGCACCAGCUCCACCGGCUUGCAAGCGGAGGCGGAGGCGCUGAGCGACCACGGCAACGUGCUGCCGCCCUCCACGCUCCUGCAGGGCCCGCAGGGGAAGCCCGGCAGGCCAGGGAAACCGGGGCCGCCGGGGCCGCCCGGCGAACCGGGCCCGCCCGGACCGGCGGGGCCUCCGGGGGAUAGGUCCGACCAGGGAAGGACUGGGAUUUUGGGUCUGGGGGGGAACGGAGCUAUCAGCACGGCCACCUACAGCACGGUUCCUCGGGUGGCCUUCUACGCCGGCCUCAAGAACCCGCACGAGGGCUACGAGAUCCUCAAGUUUGACGACGUGGUCACCAAUCUGGGCAACAACUACGACGGCAUCGCCGGCAAGUUUGUGUGCAGCAUUCCGGGCACGUACUUCUUCAUCUAUCACGUGCUGAUGAGAGGAGGCGACGGCACCAGCAUGUGGGCCGACCUCUGCAAGAACGGACAGGUUCGGGCCAGCGCCAUCGCCCAAGACGCGGACCAGAACUACGACUACGCCUCCAACAGCGUCAUCCUCCACCUAGACGCCGGGGACGAGGUCUACAUCAAGCUGGACGGCGGCAAAGCACACGGCGGGAACAACAACAAGUAUAGCACCUUCUCGGGCUUCAUCCUCUACGCCGAUUGAGCGCACGUCCCGACGGAAAAAAAAAAGAAAAAAAAAAAAGACAGUCCAGCUGGACUGAAGGAAAGAGUUGUGGGGUGGAGAGGAUGUGUGUUCAAGGCCUUCUAGUUUCCCCCUGUUCUUCUCUCCAUCAUCACGGACUUUCUCCGGGCGCUGUGGCCGAGGCCUGGACACACUGGCAGAGGGGACAGCGGGAGAUGCCAGUGGGGACAGUUGGGGGGGCACGUAAGGCCGGCCGGGCGGGUACCUUCCAAGCGCCAAUGUGUCGGAAGCUCCUCGCUAACAGCGUCUCAUCCUCUCCUUUCCCCCAUCCCUCUUUUCCCCCCAUCGCACAACGCAGUCCGUCCGUCCGUCCGUCCGUCCGUCACACCUCUUCUCUCCACAGCUGACUUGACUGAAAUCCGUAGUGUCGUUGCGUGCAAUUUAAACCUUAGAUUGUGUUUUUAUUUGGUAGCGAUGCAUAAUAACCUGCACUGAUUGACGGAAAUAAUAAUUAAAAAAAAGAAAAACAAAAAAAACAACACGAUAAUAUCCUUGUCCCCUUUGUGAAGAGAGAUGUUGUUAUGGAAGUGGCAGGUGACUUCUGUGUUCAUCCAAUAACAUUCAGCACUGUAUGGAAAACGACUCCUCUAUAUCGACCGCACCCUCGGCCACGUCCGGCUGCUGCUAUCGGGGUUCAUCAAAGUGUCUUCUAGAUGUUUUAGUUCUGCUUAGCAAGCAAAAGCAGAUCCGUAGCUAAAGAGCAAACGUGAAGGAGCCUCACCGAUUGCCCUCCAUUCAUUAGCAGACACACACGUGUGUUAAUAUUUAGUCAGCACGGCAGCCCGACCCACUCGGGAGGAUCGGACCGUUUGUUUCGGGAGUGCGUGUUUGUCAGCAUGUGGUGCGUCAUAGCUCCGUGCUCUUCUCCGCGGUCGUUUUCCUUUGUGCUACAGCCAAUGAUAUUUUAUUUAGCAAGCCCAUGAUGAGAUUGUGCAACAGAUAUGAUGAGGACAAGAAGAAGAAGAAGAAGAAGAAGGGAAGAAAAAAAAAAGCUUGUAAAUGAAUUCUGACAUGUUUGUCUAUCUUAUCUUUUGGAAUUGUUGAAUACAUUUAAAUAAUAAAUGGGAUUUUUUUGA
Molecule: messenger RNA, 2386 nt
Organism: Syngnathus acus (greater pipefish)
Lineage: Eukaryota; Metazoa; Chordata; Actinopteri; Syngnathiformes; Syngnathidae
Gene: c1ql1l2
Product: C1q-related factor
Molecular function (GO): protein binding
Source: RefSeq, a predicted model, not a curated record